GGGGCCCGCGCGCCUCGGCCGCCGCCUAGCGCGUCGCUUCCGGUCCGGCCUGGUCCGGCCCGGCCCGGCCCGGCGCGGUCUGAGGCGGCCGCCGGUGCCGCGCUGAGGCGCGAUCCGCCCCGCUCGGCGGCAGGCGCGGAAUCCCGUCCGCCGCCGGUCCCGCCCCGCGGGGUCUGCCCCCUCCCCGCUGCUGCGUGUGCCCUCGGGAGGGUCCUUGGCAGGGCCGGAGGGGCCUGCAGCAGCGCCCCGAGCCCCGGCCGUCCCCGGCCUCGGCAGCGCGGGCGGUGAGGACGCUGCGCCCUCGGGCAUUCUCCUGCUAGAAAAAAUGUGCUUCAAAAACUACUGACCUCAGACUUUGCAGAGAUUUGCUUUACCAGAGCUGUGAUGGCCAGUCGCCAAGCAGAAGUUCAGAGUUUGAAGCUAGAUAAUGAUUCAGUUAUAGAAGGAGUAAGUGACCAGGUACUGGUGGCAGUUGUGCUCAGUUUCACUUUCAUUGCUGCUCUGGUAUAUACGCUUUUAAGAAAUGAACAUCAGAACAUACACCCAGAAAAUCAAGAGCUAGUGCGAGCUCUUCGUCAGCAGCUUCAAACUGAGCAGCAGGAUGGUUCUGCUGGUGAUAGACAUCACUUCUAUACAGAUAUGUCCUGUCCAGUCUGUUUGCAACAGGCUACAUUUCCUAUAGAAACAAACUGUGGACAUCUAUUCUGUGGUUCCUGCAUUAUUGCCUACUGGAGGUAUGGGUCGUGGCUGGGUGCCAUCCGUUGUCCAAUCUGCAGACAAACGGUAACUUUGUUUUUACCGCUCUUCGGUGAAGAUCAGCAGGAUGCAACCCAAGUACUUCAUGAUGUUAAUGAUUACAAUCGGAGAUUCUCAGGACAGCCCAGAUCUAUUAUGGAAAGAAUUAUGGAUCUGCCCACUUUAUUGCGGCAUGCUUUCAGGGAGAUGUUCUCUGUUGGUGGCCUCUUCUGGAUGUUUCGCAUCAGAAUAUUCCUCUGCUUGCUUGGAGCCUUGCUCUACCUGGCUUCACCUCUGGAUUUUCUUCCUGAAGCCCUGUUUGGAAUUCUGGGGUUCUUGGAUGAUUUCUUUGUAAUUUUUCUUCUGCUGAUAUAUAUCUCUAUCAUGUACCGAGAAGUGGUAACACAGCGGCUCAAUAGAUGAAAGGGAUGAAAAUGACCCAAACGCAGAGGCAGUUGUGGAAAGUUGUAAGAAGAGAACUAUAACAUAACUAUGAUGUAGCAAGGUGCCUGUGUACUGUUUCAGUAAUUACAAUUUCAUAGCUGGUCAUCAUAUAAAAAUACGAAGAGUCAGUAUGUGGUGAUGCUUAACUGGAAUUGUUGUGUAUUACAUACACUUCAGAAGGAUGAGGUUCGUUUUAUAAUGUAAUAAACUACCUUCAUCUACUUCCACCUGAUGAGCUACUGUAUGUAAUCAAAGCAGAAAACAUCUUUUUGGGUGUGUGGCUUGCAAAAAAGGAGUUCUAGAAAAGGACUUCUAACAAAACAUUCUUUGGGGUAAUCUAGACAUGUAUAAGGCAAUUCAGAAGUUCUUCACAGUGCAGUUACCACAGCUAAAUUGUUAAGUGUCUGUCUGUUGCGGCCCAGAGUGUUUUGUUUGGGUUUUUUUUUUAAGUAUUUUUGUGUGUCUCUGUGGAAGAAGAAACCCAAGGACUGCAUUACAAUUACCACCCUGCAGUUUGCUGUUGUCUACAUGCUUCACAAAAACGAAACAAACACCUCAGUACUUCUUGAACUGCACUGUGUACGGUUGCAUGCAAUUCGUACAAUUUUGUUUUUAUAAUUGAGAAUAUACACAGUAUCCUGCCUAGGUAGAGAAGCCGAUAGUAUGCACACCAGACUGGCUGGUGCUGUUUUUAAAUGGGGGUAUGGUUUUCCUCUUCAGGCUUGUUUGUUUGGUAGAUGUGUAUCUUGGAAGUGGGGAUCUUAUGCUGCUUUGGGUCAAUGCUGUGUAUCUGAAGUGAGUGUUUCCAUUCCUUUAGUUGCAGUAAAUAAGUUGCUUGAUGGAGAGAACCCACCAAUUUUAGAUAGUGGUUGAAGAAAAGAAGAUCAGAAUUGGGUGUUUACAGUGCAAUUUUCCUGAAUGUACAUUCUGCAAUACAAGUGCUAAAGAACUUCUUAGGGGCGUUUGAUUUUCAAGUUGGGGUUUUCUUGUUUUGUUGGUUGAUUGACCACCAAAAAAUCCUGGAAAUUUUUUCAAAAAUACCAGGGUAUUAAUUAUCUUUAAAGCUAAUUAUAUUUUCCAUGUUGAAUUUGAAUAUCUACAGAAGUAAUGUGAAAAUAUUUGCAUUUUAAGAAAUGAUCGCCGCUAGAAAAGGCAAGGAUAUUCUAGGUCUAUGUACUUACUAGCUAGAGGAAUUAUAAUUGCCUUUUUAUUUUCAAUUCUUAAGAACUUGAAAGACAGUGAUUAGACAGGUGAUUCUUUGUGUGUUUACUUAUAUGGCAUGAGACUUAAAAUGAAAGGGACCUUUUCACAACUUCUGUGUUUUGCCCAUUCAGGCAUCUUUCCACAGCUUCUAACACCCACAUGUGCAGGAAGACAACAGAGCUGACACCUGACGUGUCGGUGUUUGGAGUUGGAGAUUGUUCUUCAGUGUCAAGUGUUCUAAAUGGCAUUAAUUUAAAAGUAUAUUCAUGAUUCUUAAUUUGAAACUUUGCUUUUGGAAAUCUGAAGACAUUUUACAAAUUAACUGGAAAGCUAAUUUUUUUCUUGUUGCUUGUUUGUUAAAGAUGUGCAAGAGGAGAAACAGGAAGUGAAACAAGAGUGGGAGGAGGAAAGCAAGACAGGAGAUUACAUUUUUGGAAGUAAAUGCUACUGGUUUUGGCAAACUAGCUGUUCUUGAGCAUCUUAGUUGAGCUUUUUCCCUUUGCAUUGGCAUCGCUAAUGUGUGAGGAUGGUUUAGUGGCUACCUCAGUUAAAAGUCUAAGGUAUUACUGAGUAAGUGUGCGAUAUUAAUAAACUGUUAGGUACAUUUACAAAGCAAGAGAUUAGUUUAGGAUGUUAGGUAAAACACAAUUUUGCUGUAAGCCUUGUUCUGGCUUUGUUUUUCCCCCCAAGUGAUCCAGCUGAGAGCAAACUGCAAAAAAGUCCUUUCACUUUAGUAAAUAUUAACACUUCUUUUUCUCCUAGAGUUAACUUGUGGGUCUGCUUAGACAAAGAGUGUGAAGUGCUCUAGUAGAAAAACUGGAGUUUGUUCACACAAUCUGUUGAGCUAAUACCUCCUGUGUAUGUUUAUCUGUGAUCCUGCUUGUGCUUUUUCCCAUUACUCUAAACCCAGAAGGGUUAUAGAUACACAUGAAGCUCCUUGCUCAUUUAUUUUCACUGAGCUCCCCAGUUCCACAUGCUACUGUGAAGUUCAUGCAGAAGUAUCCAUCUAAGUGAUCUACUCUUGAAGAACAGACCUUCUUAUGUACCUGAAAUAAUUUACAAGCCACACCUUUGUAGCUAUAUAAAGUUUACCUAUGUUCUGUUUAUUUCUUCACUACAUAUCUGCUAGCCAGAGAGGUUUCACUCAGAGGCUUCUGCUUUCUUUUGAAUAUUGAGUAACAUUGUAAGCUUAAAUUCAACACAUGAAAUGCCUGACAGAGUUAGGGCUCCUUUCUUUUCACCAAUAUGCAUGCAUGCUUGUGGAGACUAUUUUUUGGUCCUGCAAGCCACUGAUGAACAGUAUUAUGACUGGCUCAGGCCUUUUUGUGAACUGUAAUGUGAAGAUGUAUUUGUCUUGCAGUGUCUGGCUGUUGCUCCUUCACACAAAUCUGAACUAGCUGUAAGUCAGCUAUCUAGGGUACUUAGCUUGAGCUGAACUUAAGGUCUAGAGCUCCCAGGAAGCUGGAGAUUGACACGAGUGUGUAGUGUUCCUAAUCUGUGUGCUGCCAAGUUGUUCUGGCAGCAGUUUUAAAGGUAUGUGCUAGAGCUGAGCACUGGCUUCAGAAUGUGAAGGAAAUAACAUGACUCUUUGUUGAGAGUGACUGCAGACAUCAUGGAGGUUUUGCCUCCUGGAAUGGGGUAGCCAUGCCACUGAGGGGAAAAAAGAAAGGAAAACUUUAGCAGUGAAGAAGAGAUACAGGGAAAAAAAGUACAAUUCUUAAAAUAUUCUUAUGGCUUCACCAAAAACUGUGUGAAAUACUUGAUUGUUCUGGCAAUAUUAACAAAGGGGAAAACUAAAGUUAUACCUAAUAGCUCUUACAGAAUAACUCGCAGCAUCUUGAGGCCUGAUGAUCAUCCUUAUGACAAGUGCUGUGUGGAGCGAUCUGUUCUUCUGUUUGUUUCCCACACCACUGAUGUCUCGGAGGAGGAGGAGGCAUAAUGGUGUGGUUUGGGGAUACAAUUUUGCUGUAAGUUUCAUAGAACUGUAGUAGUGACCUGUGUGUUAUACUAGAUUUUUAAGACAAAAGUAUUCAAAACUACUUGUUAUUACUUCUAAUGAUAAUAAAUUGCUAUUAAAGUAA
Apus apus (common swift) is the source of this 4463-nucleotide messenger RNA. It is a transcript of the gene RNF170, whose product is annotated as ring finger protein 170. The transcript is spliced from 8 exons. Lineage: Eukaryota; Metazoa; Chordata; Aves; Apodiformes; Apodidae. The record is from RefSeq and is a predicted model, not a curated record. Gene Ontology annotation, molecular function: ubiquitin protein ligase activity. Bases 385 to 1158 code for a protein of 257 amino acids.